Molecule: messenger RNA, 5893 nt
Organism: Lineus longissimus
Lineage: Eukaryota; Metazoa; Nemertea; Pilidiophora; Heteronemertea; Lineidae
Product: male-specific lethal 3 homolog
Exons: 11
Coding region: 6-1799 (597 amino acids)
Biological process (GO): chromatin organization; regulation of DNA-templated transcription
Cellular component (GO): NuA4 histone acetyltransferase complex; MSL complex; nucleus
Source: RefSeq, a predicted model, not a curated record
GAAAGAUGUCGGCGCGAGGCGUAAAGUUUUUGUUUUCACCGGGAGAAGCUGUAUUGUGCUUUGAACCAGAUCCUACAAAGGCCCGUGUUUUAUAUGAUGCAAAGGUCCUUGACACAAACGUAGGAAAAGGUCGCGUCGCUGAAUAUCAUAUCCAUUUCCAAGGUUGGAACAGCAGCUGGGACAGAAUUGUCCCGGAGGACUUUGUCCUCAGAAACACUGAGGAACAUAGGAAUGUGAUGAAAAGAAUAGCAAAGAUUGCUAGAAAAGUAAAACGAAACAAAAUGCGUAAGAAGAAGAUUGACAAGAUUCUCGAUCGUGUGUUGAGGCGGAGUCGGAGGGGAGGCGAUGACGGUUCGGGCGGAGAUGACGAGAGCGAUAUGUCGGAGGAUAAAGAUUGUGAGAGUGACGACAGCGAGGAGGAAGACUCAGAUACAGGGUCCACUGGGGAUGACGACUCUGAUGGGAGACUAGGGGCUCGGGGGCCUGGUAGUGACAAGUCUGAUGGUCCAGCGAGCUGCUCUGAACAUCAGAUGACUUCAGAGCCAGAGGAGGAGGAAGACGAGAUCAAUCUGGACAGGAUUCCGGAAUUAAGACUUGAAAUCCCAGAAAUUCUCAAGAAACACUUGGAGGAUGAUUGUUACUUUGUCCUCAGAAAGAAUAAAUUGGUCCGUCUGCCGGCCGAUCCAAAUAUCAUCACCAUCCUUGAGGGAUACGUCAAAAGUUUCGCCAUUAACAUCCUGUGUGCCUCGACGGAGAAAGUCCGUGUCCGAGGGGAGCAGCUACCAACUCCGCCAGAAAGAAAUAUUGAGCUGUGCAAGGAACUUGUGGAUGGUCUGAGGCUGAUGUUUGAUUUCAUCUUGCCCACACAUCUGCUCUACAAUGUUGAGGAAGUGCCUCAUGCGAAUUUACAGACGACAUUCAAGCCACCUUUUGGUGCCAAAAGUGAUAGCUCAGAGACUGAUGAACCCCCUCCAGCAGUUCCAAUGUCACCAAGGGGGCGAACGACCAGACAGAGUGUUAGCAGCCCCCCUGCGGAACCCCCUCUAAAGAUCCCGAGACUGUCGCCGAAAAACAUUAAAAAAGAACCGUUGGAUGAUGAAGAUGAGGCUCCAACUCGACGAAUAACCCGCAAAUCUUUAGCCGAGGCCGAACGUGCGGGAAGAUCCCUUGAUCAGCCACCCGUGAUGGAAAAAUCUCCGGUGCUUGAGUCGAAGGAAAUGAGCGUGAGGGAGAGGAGGCGUUCUAAGGCGGAGUCGAAAAAGACCGGACGAGAAUUACGACGCUCUAGCACCAGAUUGAACUCCUCCGGGUCCCAGGCGUCGACCUCUAAAUCUUCGUCGGAGGGUCGGACUCUGUCUCAACGUAUUACACCACCACCGCCAUUGUUAUUACCCAGCGUCAUGUCGAGUAAGACGUCGUCGGCACACGUUACGCCAACUUUGAAAUCGGUCAAUACGGGAACGUCCGCGAGUCGUGCGACGUCCAAUUUUGGGCCUCCUGAGAAUGGCGCGCAGCUGAAUGGAAUUCUGUCGUGGAAGUUGAUCCCUCCGGAGGUAUAUGCAGAGACACCACCACCCCCUAGUGUUAUGUAUGGUGUUCAUCAUUUGUUGAGAUUAUUUGUAAAAUUACCAGAGUUUGUCAAUUGUAUGCCGAUGCCUCACCACAAACGCGUUGUCCUACAAAAGCAUUUAGAUAUGAUAUUGGAGUAUUUGGUUGAGAACACAGAACUAUUUCCUGAAUCUGCCUACGUGGAUGUGCCAGCAAGUUCGCCCACGAAACCAGAAGCACGGCGGAGAUAGCCUGGGACAGUCUCAUUCUCUGGAGGGGCCAUGAAUAUGUUGGGGAAAAUAAACUGUUACAUGUCAGAAAGGUUCUGCUGUAAACCUAAAAAAUUUCCCCCUUUUUCAGUUAUUCUAAUAAAAAGUAUUUUCGCAAUUUUUUUUCUGUGAAAAUCCACCAAAGUAAGGCACCUGCGAAAAUUUGACAGUCUACAGUUUAUCAAUAAUUGAAGGACUGAGUGGAGAGUAUGUCUCUGGUGUUGUGUGUGUUACAGAGGCCCUGUAUAUAAAGGGUGAUUUGAGGAUCUACACAAACAUUUUACAAUUUGUUUAUGUACGCUUUUCUUACCCAUGUGCCACCCUGUCCCUGUGAGACGAAGGACUGGUGCUGCCAAUACAAGGGUUGAUGUGUUUUCCAUUAAACAUGAUGAUGAUACCCUUUGACCAAGGCCUUUUAGAAUACUUAUCAUGAGCUGAGUACUUUGUUUAUCUUGUGUAGUGUCUCACCUGCCUCUCUGCAUAUAGACAGUGUGUGUAGCGCUAAUAUUUAUCAUGACAUUUUAAGUAGAGACAAGACCACCAUUGAUUUUUAGCUCAGCUGACAAAGUCAGCGGAGCUAGUAGUAUAGCUGUUCAAAUGGUGUCCGUCCUGCAAUCCAUCCAUCUAGGGACCCAUCUGUGGACAAAAUUGGACAUUUCUGACCGGGAAGGCCUAGCCACUUCGUUGACGGUGCUAAAUUAGGAGUUGCCCAAGGUGAACUCAAAAAACGAAAAAUCGGCGCGAUCCGACCUGUAUUAAGAGAAUGAGGUCAUUUCGCGUUUAGAUUUCUUUCCCUUUUUACCUCGGUCCACAGAGCAAAUAUUGUUUUCAAAUGUGGCUGAAUAUUUUUAAAUAUUUUUUCAUUUUUUACUUUUAAUGGAAUUAAUAUAGUUUUCACCGCCAGUUGGCGCUGCAGGCACAUUGCCUGAAUUUUGGCGAUUUCAAAUUUGGCGGUGGCUUAACUUUUUGCAAGCAGUGCCGCUGAUUGGCCGAUCGAUAGAAGAGAUGCCACCAUUUAAAAAUGGCGGUAGUCGCUGCUUCAAUGAAGGUGAGUGAACUUUCUCAUGUUCAAUCGGUUGAUACUCUUUUAAUCAACAUGACCAUGUACCUGAAAUUUGUUUAGGUACUGAAAAGAGUCUAUAUAAUUCAGAUUUAUCAAUAGUUUUUUAUAAUAUUCCGGAAAUUUUGUGAACAAAUUAGCGGAAGUUGGUGCUCGUCUCAUGUCAUUUUAGAGCGAGAAAUUUGUUUCCGUCGAUCUCUACCACUGAAAAAUCGCUUGCAUAGCUUCGAAUUUUUGUGAAAAUAAGUAUCUGAAUUUGGUUUCAAAUAGUCUAGAGAGUUACCUUUGUGGUGAUACAUAUGGUAUGUUAUAAAUAUUUGUGGAAUUUGUGAAAUUCGGUUUUCAAACGUGCCGAUGAUGCAAGCGAUCUCGCGUGAAUUUUCCUGAUAUGUCGACCGGGUGUCAAAAAUCACUCGCCUAAAUUCAAUUCAAAGAUCGAAAAUGAUAUCUGAACUUAGUUUCAAAUAGCCUACGCAAUUAUCAUUUCGGUGAUAUAUAAUGCAUGCAUGUAAUAAUUGAUUAAUCUACCUAAAACGCGAAUUAAAACGGCGAAAGAUCGUGAUAAACACUCUGGUGGCGGUCGCACUAAAUAACGACCGGUAGGGCCCGGCGUGUGGCGGAGAAAAAAGGUAGCGCCCGGAGGUUGAAACGGGAUUUUUAUGCACUUUUAACUGUAUAUAUAUGUUGUUUAGAUGUAUUUCUAACAGUUCUGUAACUUUUAUGACCAAGCUUGCACCCAAAGUUGGUAAAAUUGAUGCUUGUUUAUGGACUGCGCUAGCGACCGGAGAAUUCGCCGUCGGCCAUUUUGGGACGGUCCCGGAGUUGUUGUGGUUGGCAAUUUUGCAACAUAUCUCACCAUUUAUGAUUUACGUUUGUUUACAAUUAUUUUGAAAGUCACAUUAUGACAUCGUAGUAUGAAUUCCACUGCAGUUUCCUUACGCAGCAAUGCUCAUGUUUUUGGUUGGCAAUCCUGUACUGUCUGUACACUGCGCUGUGCACGCUUAGAGUAUAACUCAACAGGCCCUCAUGAUUCAUUUGAUGGACACCUUAUUUGAUAGUACCUCAUCAUUAAGUCCACUAGAUCCUGUUCUGUCACAUGUCGUAGACGAUCGACAAUUUUCAAAAUGUAGUACCCGGUACACCACUCGCUCACGGCUCACAUCAUGGGCACGGUUGGCUGUUGAGUGUUAUGGUUCAGUCUGUGAGACUAAUUCAAAGAGGUUACACUUUUAUUUUGAAUUGGAAAACAACCCCCAGGACUGACUUUUCACUGAGUGAUAAGUGUGCCCUUCGAAGGUUAAGUCUCUUUCUGGAUUUGCUUCCAUAGAUGCCUUGUUCAGGAUAUCAUCUGACCGAUGCCUGAUCAAGCACAGACUGUAUCCGGUGGUGUACAUUUCCCCGUCUAUGUCACCCUUUUUUAUUCAGUCAGUGUUAAUUUCUCUUCUCUUUUUUUACAGAUUAACUGUUGUUGGUUAUUGCAAUGCAAGAGGAGUCGUUGGCACAUUUCAAGUCCAGGAAAGCACUUGCUGUUCCCACAUUCAGAGUAAGGUGUGCUUACUCGUUUUACUGCUUUCCAUUCCUGGAGAGCGUUAUCAAAUAUCUGCCGCAAGGCAACAAAUAUCUGCCGCAAGGCGCUUCAAAUAUCUGCCGAAAGGCAUCAAAUAUCUGCCGCACCAAUAAAGUUCAUUUUGUUAACCAACUCUUUAUCUUCUUCGUUGCCUCAUAACGGUACCGACACACACUUGACCCUUGCCUUCACCUAUCCAUUUCAGCUGAGCGCCAGGCCCUUGGGCCUCUUGUUUAAGCCUUUUAGCAGUUAAAUUGUCAAUGUUUGACCGCGACCCAUCAAAUACUGCGUGCGGUUGUGAAUCUGAAAUUUUUAUGUGAUAUUCCGGACAGUCGGGCAAGUAAAUGGUGAAAAGUAAACUGGUAGUUGACCACGGAAAUUUUUUGAUAAUCGACAAAUUAGACAGACAUUGAUGUAUUCCACUCUUCAGCCAACUGGCAGAAAAAUCUCAAAACACGCCCCCGAUUACCAAAUUAGCAAAAUUCAAAAUUAAUUUGUUCAUCAAAUAAUUUCUUUAUAUCUGUAGAGUUGCCACAGCAAAUAUUUUUUCAAUACCUCUCCAAAUAUGUACUUGAGGUUUAAAAACAUACUCGCGUCUAAUUGAUAGGUCUCGACCCUCCAACCUAUGAAUAUUCAUUGGUGGUAUUGUCUCAGUAGCGACUGUGUCUAGCACUUUGUGGGUACAUUGUAAAAAUAUGUCUUUUCAGAGGUACUCUUUUAACUUUUAACUUUUCAAUCAAAAUACAUGUAGUUGGUUCCAAAAUUGAACUGCAAAUGGUUUUUUUGCCAGGCCUGUGCCAUUUGAAAGCUUCAGUAGACCAAGAUAUCCCCUUGUGGGGGAUGUAAUUUCUCAUUACUUGCAAACUUAGUAUCAGAAUAACCAACCCAUUUCGGUGUCUGUGGCUAAGAACUUCAUAACGAGGGAGUCCUCAGCUUUCUAAAGCACUUCUUCGACAAACAUUCACUCAGCACUUGGAGGAGAUAUUCUUCAGGGAGUAUUCCUCCUUCAAGGUGGGAUAAGCAUUUUUGUGUGCCACUUCAAUUGGGCACCAAAUGGGUUAAGACGUAGCAAUUUAGUGUUGGGUGUCUUACUCGAGACCACCAAAACAAUGGGAGAUGUGAAUAAAGACUAGCAAAUGCUUUUAUCUAAAACUCCAUGUACAUUUACACUAGACCUUCCUGUACAAAAUUGAAGUAAAAGCAUUUGCUGGUCUUUAUUCAUAUCACCCAAUGACUCAAAUUGAUCACAUUCUCUUGGUUUGGGGGGACUAUUGUAUCAAAGGAUUUUAUGCUGGAGCAGAUCAUUAUAUUUGGCUUAACAUCUGCAUACCAUUGCCACCUAAGUGUUCAUAAAAUGCUAAAAUUGUAAAUACGCCUUCAUUGUGCUUGUACAGAAUGAAAGUUCUCAUUAUAUAUUUUGUGACAAUAAAAAACAAUCAUCUUUGCUUA